AUGGCUCCACGCGGAACAGUUGUGUUGGGACUUGGUAUUUUCACAACGUUCGACGGAUUUGGUGACUUACGUGCAGGUGUAGAUCAGCAAGGUUCUCCACGAAACAAGGCAAAUAAGGAAAACGGAACUGAAAAUGAAGAGCAGAAGCAGAGGGACACAAAUGACUGA
This is a messenger RNA of Sphenostylis stenocarpa, 168 nucleotides long. The record is from the annotation of a GenBank genome assembly. Lineage: Eukaryota; Viridiplantae; Streptophyta; Magnoliopsida; Fabales; Fabaceae.